AUGGCCGCCUCCACCUUAGGUGGUUGUGGGGCUGCCAUGGCCUUGGCCCAGAGCUUCCGAGCCGCCAGGGCGCUGUUCCCUGCACCUGCCUCUGUGGCCUGCGGGGUCCGCGCGGGGCCCGGCCGGCAGCAGAGCACUGGGCCUUCCAAGCCCGGCGAGUUCCGGCCGCCACCGAAACCGGUCAUUGUGGAUAAGCGCCGACCCCCGGACCAGGACAGGAGGUUCUUGAGUCCUGAAUUCAUUCCUCCAAGGGGAAGAACAAAUCCUCUGAAAUUUCAAGUAGAAAGAAAAGAUAUGUUAGAAAGGAGAAAAGUACUCCACAUUCCAGAGUUCUAUGUUGGAAGCAUACUUCGUGUUACUACAGCUGACCCAUAUGCCAGUGGAAAAAUCAGCCAGUUUCUGGGUAUUUGCAUCCAUAGAUCAGGAAAAGGACUUGGAGCUACCUUUAUUCUUAGGAAUACUAUUGAAGGACAAGUAAAAAUGAAGCCUAAGCCUUGGUCCAAACGCUGGGAACGUCCAUAUUUUAAUAUUAAAGGAAUCAGAUUUGAUCUUUGUUUAACUGAAGAACAGAUGAAAGAAGCUCAGAAGUGGAGUCAACCAUGGCUUGAGUUUGAUAUGAUGAGGGAAUAUGAYACUUCAAAAAUUGAAGCUGCAAUAUGGGAAGAAAUUGAAGCAUCAAAAACGUCCUGAUUCUGAGAAAUCAUUUGUUUACUUGUUAAAGAUGUAUUGAUUGCCAGAGGAUUUAUUUUAAAUCCAAUUUAAUUUAAUUUAUGAGAGUUACUAAGCAUUUAUUUUUUARUAUGUUAAAAAUAAAACUUGCACAUCAGUUUAGUACUCUAAGAGGAGAAAUGUAUAUGCCAAAUGGCCCUAUGUUCCUUUCUUAACUGGAAACAAAGCUACAGUGGAAGUCAGAGCAGUACCAGAAUGCUCUUUAUGGAGCAUGGAAGGGCAAGGGGAGUGGGUGGGAUUUUUUUUUAAUUGUGAAGCAAAUCAUUAAUAUGAUAUUGUAUGAUUUAAAGAAUAAUAAAAUGAACAUUAUGUACUCACUGUUAAGAAAUAAACAUUGAGUGACGCCUAUGAAAGUAAAGACAUAGGACAUUUACUAAGAUCUAAGAAACCUGUCUGAAGUUGUCCCUCCUUUACUCAGGUGCACACACGAUCCUGACUUUGUUAAUUAUUCCUUUAUAUUUCUUUGAGUUUAUUGCCUACAUWUAUAUUUCUAAACAAAAUAGUUUUGAAAAACCUAUUAACAAGUAUAAAAGAUAGUAUUGCCAUUAUUACAUAAUUAAGGUUUCAAGAAGAACAUGACAUUCUUUGGGUCAGUCUGGCUUCAGCUUCCCUGAGAGUUUACAAAAGCUACUCUGAGGAAGUUCAUGGCUAAGGUUAUAACUGAGUUCUGCUAACCAGAAGACUUAACCUCAGGACAUCUGGCAGGGUUUCAGGGUCGACUGGACAACUGAUGUCUCGCAGAAAUAUGGGCAGAAGGAGCAAAUAGCAUUUUCUGAUUAUCAGAGCUAUGAUGAAUCAAACUCCAACUUUUAGGAGUAGGUCAAAACAAUACUUAUGUGGGGUGAUAAAAAUAUCUACUUGUAUGUGAAGUGAACAUGGGUUGGAAAACUUUACCAUGGGURUUAUAUAUGGUGAAGACUAGCCUGUAUAUGAUUGAGCACAGUUUUAACCCAGGUCUUGAAUGCAGUCCUGCACCUGUCAGUUGAAUCAUGCUCAGACCUGCUCUCUAGUGCCUAGCUCUAUUGGGCCUUUGGUGUGUUGAGCUGUUUUUGUCUACUAACUCAUUUUGGUGGAGCACAUUCUUUGGUAGGUUUUAAAGAAAGUAUCUGUGGUGAUAAAAUUUUGAGACUUUGCAUAUCUAUAUUUUAUUGAUACUUGAUAGAAUUUUUAGUAUUUAUUUAUUUAUUGUAACACCGAGUAUUAAACUCAGGGACUUUGUGCAUUUUUGAGACAGGGGCUUUCUAAGUUGCACUGAGCAAUUCAGUGAGACCUUGUCUCUAAAUAAAAUAC
This is a messenger RNA of Urocitellus parryii (Arctic ground squirrel), 2019 nucleotides long. The record is from RefSeq and is a predicted model, not a curated record. NCBI's taxonomy places the organism in Eukaryota, Metazoa, Chordata, Mammalia, Rodentia, Sciuridae.